Molecule: messenger RNA, 3427 nt
Organism: Bacillus rossius redtenbacheri
Lineage: Eukaryota; Metazoa; Arthropoda; Insecta; Phasmatodea; Bacillidae
Exons: 3
Coding region: 28-2724 (898 amino acids)
Source: RefSeq, a predicted model, not a curated record
GGACAGGCAGGGACAGGCGCCGCAGACAUGGGGCCCGGCCUGGCAGCCGCCGGGACGCUCUGCGCCGCGCUGCUGUGCGCUCGACUGGCGUCGCCUCAGCCGCAAUCGGUCACUAACUCUACAGUGCACGCGACAAACAUACCGCAGCACGAGAAGCAUCGCUUGAUGGAGAUAACUGUGAUCAUCACAAAUGAAACCAGUUCCAGCGAACAGAUGAUCAGAGACAUUAAAGCGGGAAAACAGGACGGUAGGGUAAUUAGAGACGACAAAGGAAACACCAUAGCCUUCACGAACGGCGUCGUGCAGAAGAGACACGGCACACAUUCGCGUCGCGCGCGCAGUCGCGGGAGACACGAGGCGAUGAAAAUGUCCAAGAACUUUAAGAAGGAGCACGAACUCAAAGGAAUUGUCAGUAUCAGCAUCGCACCAGGACACCCCGGGAACACCGACCCGCCAGGCGAAACAAAUGAAGAGACGAAGCUCACAACAGCUCAAGACGUUCUUGAAAGUGACAAGAUGAUGAAAACAUCUGCUUCCACGGAAACACGCGAAACGCACGAACAAACAACAGCCAAGUCUUACGAUUACUUCACGCGUAGCUUUAAGCCACGGGAGGAAACAUCAACUGCAACUAAUGCCGCGACCACAAGCACGAAUGAACACGAGGAGUUGAAACUUCGCCACGGUUUUGACACAACGCCCACCGAUCAGAUAAAUGAAAAUAAUCUAGUGACUACAAAUUCUAAUCCAGGAAUGAAAACACACGUGAAUAAUGAAGACAAGCUGAAAAAUAUUAAUGGAUACACUACGCACAGACUUGAACAACCCGUUGGAGCACAUUACACAAUUACUGAUCAAUCUACAGACACAACUGCAAAGGAAGAACAGGAAAGAAUCGAUUUUCAUGUGUUACCAACUGUCAGCCUAGCCACACACACAAAUAAUAGCAAUAAUAAUGAUGUUUUGAAACGAAACUCACGAGAAUCAAUUUUCUCCACCAAUCAUGAGACAGCAGGUACUGCUCCAGUCAAGAAAAUAUACGACCAUAGAAGACAAAUGAUUUUAAAAUUAAUCGAAUACCCUAUACCUAUUCUUAAACAUCUUGCUGAAAAUCCAGUCCCACCUACAGUUAAAAAUGUGUAUGAUGAACUGCAGAAACCCUACAAUUAUGAGUCAAUUUCCUUAAGAACAGCACAAAAAGAUAAAUUGGCGGGAACAGUUCCUUCCAGCAAAGAAGCACGUGCUAACACUGUAAAAGCUCAUUCAAAAUAUUAUGAAUAUUUAACUCCCUUACUCAAAGAUAAAAAUAAGAAGUCAUUUGCUGCUUCAUUUGUAGGCACAUAUGACAAAGAAGACUACUACGAGACAUCUGCAUCUCAAUUAGCAUACAUGUAUUACAAUGAACCAAGAAAAACAAAAUACAGCUCUUUGACACCUGGACUUUCAGACCAAAAACAAUCAAUCGAGACAGCUGCCAUUCCAGUUGUAACUGCAGCUAUGCAUGAAGAUAACCAAAAGAGCACAGAUAGCAAGACACGACAAAAAACAUUCUUAAACAUAAACUAUGGCAUGCAACAAAGACAUGGUAGGCCAUAUGAAGUUAAUGUACUUGGAGCUUACAAUAGUGGAAUGAACCCAAUACACAUUCCAAAAAAAAUGCAAUUGAUUUAUAUGAAUACUGAUCUUCAUGGCAAGCCAAAAAUCUAUAGAAGCAAAUAUAUUCAAUAUCCAAACAUGCCAACAUUUAUGACUCUAAACAAUGAAACAUUGAGUGACCCUAUUAAUUAUGAAGAGCAAGUAAAAUACAUGAAAAAUUUUAUGAAACACUUGGACCAAAAUAUGGCAAUGUUCCAAAUCAAAAACUACAAUCGGAAAAGAGAUAAAACUAUUUCUGGCACUAAAUUUUACAAUAAAUAUGAAUAUUAUCGCCCACUAAAAUAUAUGUUGGGAGCUAGUUCAUUAGAUCAUAGUCCACAAAGCAUUCACACUAUUCCGCGCACAAAAGACAUAAUGGAAAAUGAUUAUUCAGUUAGGCCUAAACAUCGCACUUUUCAAGACGAACAAAUGUCAAAAACGAGGAUUAAAUAUCCAGGAAAAAAUGGACACCAUGGAAGGAGAACAAUUGGAAAAACCGACAAUGUCAGAAUCGAACCGCCGAACUACCAAAAAACAAUGCCGUUUAGAGACACCAAAUUGCCAGAAAACACAGUGGCGUCAGACAACACAGACAGCUUCGAGUACAGCACAAGCCGCACACAAGAGAGGACCGAGGUGGACAUGACCCGCGUGUCCUCGGAGGGGUCGGGCCACGCGCCGGUCGACUUGGAGUCGCCGGUCGACUUGGAGUCACCGGUCUACUGGGUGAAGAAGACUCUGGAGCCCACCGACGGGCCGGCGACGAGGCGGCUGGAGGUAGAGUUGGAGGUCAGCCAACUUGGCGUCGUGAUGCCCAACAGACACGGCCUGGUGCGGGUCACGCUGAUCCAGGUCCCAGAACAGCUGCUGGGGCAGAAUGUGGAGGAGAACCUGAGGCAGCGUGUCGGCAGGCACACCCAACUGAUGGUUCAACUUGACUCCCGCUACGACACUUCCAGAUACAUGACCGUGCCGGAGUUGCUGAAGAAUGGCUACGUGUGGUUACUGCAACCGCCCGUGCCGCCAGAGAAGACCAGGAGGAAGAGGAGGCGAGGCAAGAACAAGAUACACGAGGGGCAAACUGCUUGACCUGCGGCGGCGGCGAGUCCUGUCCUAGUGCAGCACUGGACCAACAUCAGUGUCGAAUAUAACCAAGGCAAAUAAACGCUUGGAGACUCAAAUGCACAAAACAUUUAGACACAUGUAGGUACAGACUACUUCACGAGGCUUCAUUGAAAGGUAAUGCCUCCAAGGCCAUAUUUUCCUUCAUUCUUUUUGUAACUGAAAACCACAUGUGUGAUCUAAGCAAUGUUCAUAUUUCCUUUCCUCCAAGGUGUUGUUGGUCUUUUGAAAACUGAAGGAAAUAUCAACCAACAUGAAGAUGAGGUUGAAACAGCAAGGUGUCAUUGAGGUUUUGACAGUUGAACGGUACGAGCCUAUUCAAAUUCAUCUUCCCAAAGAUGAAACAGUGCCUUUCAUUCUGAAGACAAGGUAAAAGCUGCCAUUCAAGCCUGGUGUCAACAACAACCAGAAUUCUUCUCCUACGGAUUUGCCUAACUAGUCACGCAUUGGUGCAAGCGCUUGGAAAGGGAUGGGGACUUUGUCGAAAACUAAAUAGUGCAGUACAUAGAGGGCACAUGUAACUUUUAGGUACAAUAAAAAUUGUGAAAAUCGGGUAUGAAAUAAAAAAAAUUAUGUCAGUGAAAGCAAUACUUUUCAAUCAACCCUUGUAGAUUGGUGAUCUCCAUUACAGUCGUAGAUUUGUUCUGCCUUAAAAAAAAAAUCUUCUUGA